CUGACCUCACAUUGCAAUUCAUUAUUCAUGUUGUGACGGGCGUUCUUUAGAACCUUGACAUAAUGGCAGUGCCGCCCCCGGACAGGAUUUCUGCCUCUUACUUGAUUUUGUUUGUCUUUGCUUUGCUUUUCUCUGCAUCCUCAAGCCAAGAACGCCAGCUUACCGCAACAAAAAAUCCAGGUUGUAAUGAGAAUCCACGGUGUAAUAGCUCUGUUGAAGUAGUCCAUGUGCGUGCCGAUGGACCUAACGACACGAUGCACUAUGUAUGGUGCUUCCACUCAGAACCCACUGUGUUGGUUGCGUUGACUUCGCAUGAAGCAAAUCUGUCAGUCUCUUGGCAAGAUUUUCCUAAUGCUUCUAGCAGUGUAUCUUUUACUUCUCAACCUUUCUACUCAUUUGGAGUCUUAAUGAGUCAGAUUUAUGAAUUCAAUGACAUAAAUGACACAGGUUUAUUAGAUCCAGCAAAUAAUUCUAACACAUAUGUUAAUAAAAUUGAAAUGCCGGAAGUGUGGGAGAUGAAGAUGUUGCAGCAGAACAGAGAUUUUGUACGACUUGUCAUGGACGGCACAUGGAAGAAAAACUCCACCUCUAUUAAAAAUGGACUUAUUCGAGUUGAGCUUGAAACCUACAGAAGCACAGACCAUAGUCCUAAUUUGCCACAUCUUCUACAUUCAUCUAAUGCCACCUUAAUUGAAUUAAGUAUUGUUAACAUGGUAACCAGUUCAGGCUUUGAAAACAGCAGAUACGCCAUCGAGUUGACUAUGGCUGCAAAUGAAAGUUCGUCAGGUGGAAUUUACAGUCGUUCAUUCAAGAGUUUGGAUGAUGAGCACACUCCUGGUGUUUUUACUUUGGUUGAUCUACAAACAUCAGCUAGCAAACAAAGUGGUAAUGGAGGAUACCUACAAUGGCGGCCUGUUGCCUAUGUUGCUGAUGAACGUGACAUCAUAAAUUCAACAGAAACUGCUUUCUAUUCAGUCAAAAAUGGUUCUCUCUUACAAUGUGAGGGUACUCUACUCGCAGCAUUUUCUGGUUUUGACUUAAAUACUAGUCUUCUAAAAGCUGUGAAUGUUUCGUUUGGUGCCAGUGAUGAUGGCUUCUACUCUGCGACCAAUAAAACUAUCUGGACCUUCACUAUGGGAUAUGGCCAUCCUCCAGACGAAAACUUUUCUUUGCUGAUUAUCUUGGUGAUGAGUGUCUGCUUAGGUUUGCCUGCUGUAAUCAUUGUAUUGAGCGGCCUCUAUGUUGCUCUUCGUAGAAUAACGUACCGCAAAGAUGACUUAUUACUAAGUGAAUAAUAGACCAUGUAGAUUACUCAAUUGAUAAAGAAAUAACUUUUAAAGACUGUUUGUAUAUACAAUAUAUUUAUCUUAUGUUUAACAUAGACACAUUUGGUGUUAAACUGGUGAAAUUUUGUCAUUUAUUUUAUUACUUUCAUAGUUUUUAAGUCUUAUAUGCUGGUUCUCUAUCAAAGUCUUUUUGGCUGUGUGAACUGACCAUGUGAUACUCAUAUUGUAAUCAUUUUGCAUGAAUUUUCAAAUCUUAUGCAAUUUGUAUGGGAUGGAGGGAAAAAUGUAGGGCUCAUGCCAAAGUAGUAGUUCCUUGAUUGUGAGUCAUUUGUGUCUUUUGCCCCUAAAUCCAGUCAACUAUCUUUUCUGCGACAUUGUGUUUUGUUUUUAUCUUGCAUCUAUUUGAAGCAGCUCAAUAAGCCUUUAGUUUUUAACUCUGAAACUUAUCUGUAAUAUUUUUUUGUAUUUGUGAAAGAUUUUCUGUGGUGUACGUCCUAUUUCAAGAACAGUAUAAAGUUUGAUUUAUGUGAUUAGUGUGUCAUGUGCCAGGUGCCAACUACUUGGAAAAGUGAUAAACUUUAGCUUGUGAUAGGAAAAGACCAAGUUAUUUUAGGAUGGAAGUAAGGAACCUCAGAACGGUAACUGUGUAGGAAGGUAGAGAAAUAAUAAUAGAAACGGGAAGUAUAAAUAAAGCCUAGCAUUAUAUUUUUUUAUAAUAAAACUCUUCUUCCUUACAAA
This is a messenger RNA of Thrips palmi, 2024 nucleotides long. Its product is annotated as glycosylated lysosomal membrane protein B-like. Gene Ontology annotation, cellular component: lysosome. Lineage: Eukaryota; Metazoa; Arthropoda; Insecta; Thysanoptera; Thripidae. The transcript has 6 exons. Bases 63 to 1295 code for a protein of 410 amino acids. The record is from RefSeq and is a predicted model, not a curated record.